Messenger RNA from Prorocentrum cordatum, 1218 nucleotides. Lineage: Eukaryota; Dinophyceae; Prorocentrales; Prorocentraceae. The record is from the annotation of a GenBank genome assembly.
AUGUCUUCCGAGGCAGGCGGUCGCGCCGCUGUGCGCAGAUGGCCCGACACGCAGGGUGGGGAAAUUGCCACCAGACGCAAGCGCAAGGCAAACUCGGCGCAGAGUUGUGCCGUCGUUCCCGCCCCACUGGCCGAAGACUGCCCAGCGGUCGAGGGCAGCCCUGCGGCCAAGAGCACGCAGGCGUCGCCUGCAAGCAGCGCGUCGCCCGGCCUCGCGGACACCGACUUCAACUUCAAUUUCCGGUGCUCCGACAAGCGAGAGUCCAAGGGUCGCAUCAGGGCCGCCGCUACAACGCGCGACCUCCACGGACUCAUUCAUGUUGAAAGUUUGUUCCAUGGCUUCGGCGACGAGACAGAUGCCUACCGCACUGCCCAGGACGCGCUUCGGAGCAUCUUUGAGGACCAGCGCGCCCACAGAGAUUUGGCCGACGACUCCGACGUGGCGUACAACCAUCUGUGCCCUUCACCCUUCGCAUCUGCGCUCGUGGCCAUCUCGUUCAAGGAGGGUUGGCGCCCGGAGUCUGCUCUACAGGACUUUAAGGCGACGGCUGUUUUUUUGGAGCAUCCAGGCACGCGUUUGGCCAUCAAGCCCGGCGAUCAGCACGUCCGCGCACCCAAUAUCCAGCGUUUGACUGGGGCCGGCGGAUCGGCAAGGAAGAGUUCCAAGACGACGUACUUCACCAAUUGCUUGGUUGGCAGCGCAGCCGCGCCUCAGGAGUUCCGCGACCGCGAGUUCUUUUGCCAGGAUAGCACAUUGCGUGGUAUCUACGACGCCAUCCUUGCCACGAGUAGCGCUGCCGUUGUGUCCGACGAGGCUUCCAUCACGUAUUUAACGCCCAUUUCCGAUCCAGAUAGCGGCGUGUACCACCUGGCGCAGAACACCAUGUGCAAGUUGGUGAACGCGGAGGCAAUGGACGCGCUCACUGGCAAGGGUACCACCCACCUGACGGAGCACCGGUUGAUGCAUCGCGUCAGCGGUCAGACGGAGGCUUGCGAGUAUAUUAUGAUCCCCAAGGCCCACUGCUUCCAGAAGCGCAUGGACUUCACCGUGGCUCCCGACAAGAGCCCGUCGAACGCCCUGCAGGGAACCGAAGCCUCCGACAAGUUCAUCAAGGACUUCUUCGCGUGGUUGUUCACCACCGCCAACGCUGAGAAAAAGACGAAGCGUCUGGAGCGCCACGCUCUCACCCUGUGGCGUGCGGUGGAGAAAGCAACAUAA